AUUCAUUUGGAAAAGUCUCCAUCAAGUUUAAUUUUCAAUGUAAGAAAGUGCCCAACUGAGCAGAAGAUGAGGGAAGGGAGAUGCAGAAUGCAGAGGGAUGUGGAGACUGAAAUGAUCCCUGUGUUGUUGAUGUUGCCUUUCUUUCCACAGCGUCCUCGCAGGACUGGCAGCUCUGGCCUGGCAGUGCCCCUCCCAGUGCCCAGUUUCACCCCCUAUGUGGACGAGCCAGCUGAGCCACAGAUGAUGACUCCCUGUAAAAUUGAGCCCAGCAUAAACUCUGUGUUAAGUACGCGCAAACCUGAGGAGCGGCAGGACCCCCUGCAGCGAGUGCAGCACCAGCAGCAGGAUGCUCAGGCCCAGAAGGAGAUGGUGAUGUACUGCAAAGAGAAAGUCUAUGCUGGAGUGGAUGAAUUCUCUUUUGAAGAGAUCCGAGCUGAAAUCUACAGGAAGAAAGCAAGAAAGAAAGAUGAGGAUGAAAUACAAGCCAUAAAACGGCAGAAGGAAGAAAUACAAAGGCAAAUUGAGGAGCUGGAAAAGCAAUUAAAGAAGAAAGAAGAUGACAAGCAGCAACAGCCACAUGAACAGGCAGCAGAGGUGAUGGCAGCUUCCACACCUUUGGGAAUGCAAGGAUUUACUUUUCCCAGUGCAAAAGAAUAUGGGGAGAAACAGCCUCAGUCACAAAGUGAAUUCCAGGUCUAUGAAGAUACUCAGCUACAAAAACCAUCUUGUUCUGAGGGUGUAGGUCUGCUUCCCCCACCGGCUGCUGUUCCAUUUUUCUCUAUAUUUGAUGAAUCCUCUGCUUUGACACAUCAGAAUACAAGUUGUUCAGCAGAUGGUGCCCAUGAGAAAAGUGCCCGUCAGCCUCUCGCUGUUCGUGAUGCUGUGGAUUCUCUGAGUGCCAAGGAAAGCACGGCAGCAGCAGCAGCAGCAGGAGCCUGUGAUGAGCUGAAUGGAAUUGAACGCUUGAGUGAGGAUGCAAUUGUGACGGGCUCCUACAAGAACAAGAGCCUUUGUGCCAACCCAGAGGACACGUGUGACUUUACCAGGGCUGCCCACCUGGCCUCAACGCCCUUUCACGGGGUGGGAGCUCAGAGACUCCCAGCUCCUGCUUUCUCUCAGGGUGAGCUGAAGGAAGAUAGUCCAGAAUCCAACACUGCACCUCUGACUCAGAAAACACCGGUGGGUGCAGGGGCACACAGUGAAGCGUAGAGAGCUGUAAGCGGCGUGG
Messenger RNA from Zonotrichia albicollis (white-throated sparrow), 1228 nucleotides. Lineage: Eukaryota; Metazoa; Chordata; Aves; Passeriformes; Passerellidae. The record is from RefSeq and is a predicted model, not a curated record.